This is a messenger RNA of Kazachstania africana CBS 2517, 2079 nucleotides long. RefSeq lists its product as uncharacterized. The coding region runs from base 1 to 2079 and encodes 692 amino acids. The transcript has a single exon. Gene Ontology annotation, molecular function: RNA binding. NCBI's taxonomy places the organism in Eukaryota, Fungi, Ascomycota, Saccharomycetes, Saccharomycetales, Saccharomycetaceae. The record is from RefSeq and is a predicted model, not a curated record.
AUGACUUUGGAAGAAAGCAUAAUUGUUUUGUCUCCAUUUGAGACUAAUAUAUUCCUUGAAUAUGGUGGAAAUCCCUCAAUUGUCUUUGGUACCAACAACUUGUGGAAAAAGCCAAGUUCUCAAUUAGUACAGCAGUUAGGAUCGACUGAGGCAGAAGAGGCCUUGAAUAAAUGUGCCACUGCAAUUUACAGUAUUCCAAGUGAUACAAAUAAUCUUAGUGUUUCUGUUAAAAAGAACCAUAUCAUCGUGACUGGUGUAACAGGAAGCACGGAUUAUGAUCCCAUUGUAACAUCUACGUUCCAUGUACCGUUACCAGUGGAUACUGAAUUUGAUAAUAUUUUGAACAAUUAUAAGGACAUAUUUGAUGAAAUCUGCAAAGAAUUCAAUAUCGAUAUUGUGGUAAUGAAGCAAUCUGGGAUCAAAAAUGGACUUUUGUUCUACCUAUACGGUACUGCCACCAAUGUUGCCAAAGCCCAACAACAAGCGCUGGCUACCGCAGAUUUAGUUAGACACCACGAUAAUGUCAUCUUAGACUACGUAGAUUUAGACUCAAUUUCUCUGCUACCUUACUUCAUGGAUCCAUCAAAUCUGCAUUUUCUCAAGAGCCAUCAUAAGACAAAUUGUUUUGUACCGCAAGUAUUAUCCCUAAAUACAGAGGCAAAUCCACAGUUAAUUCUGACAAGUAAAAUUUAUUCAAAUCUUUUGAGAACCAAAUACUUGCUACAAGAGAAAUGUAAUUUAAUGAAGGAUUCCCUUUAUUACAAAAAAAUAUCUAAUGUUCCAAUUGGUAAAAUAGCAUUUCUAAAGAAGUUUUUUGGCACUCAAAUAAAUCAGUUUAUGAUAGAAAAUCAAACAUUUAUCAGACUAGAAAAGAAUUUCAUUGAAUUUCAAUCCUCAUUUUUACAUCUCCUAGAUUUAUCAAUAAAAAAUUUUACAUUAUUCUUCUUACAAAAUGUUAUCGAGCUCACCAUAUUCACAGAUAAAAAAUCAGACCUUCAAAAUAACAUACUACAAAACUUCAGAGAAUCUGAAUUUUUGUUAAUCCAUUCUAGCGCAAUCGAAGAUAAAAUUUUCCUGAUCACUACGUAUUCAAAUUUGCUAUCCAGAUGUAAAGCAGUGUUUGACAAGGAAAAUGAAUCAAUAGAACAACUAAAAGUUAACUUUGAAAUCCAUUUAGAUUACGAAGAUUUUAUUUCUGGUAAGAAAAAUGGUAAACUUACCAGAAUUAUUGAAACGUCAAACUCAAUAAUCGAAUUAAGCAAUUCAAAUGAUACUUUAAUGACAAUAUCUCUAAUAAAUGAAACUUUUGAAGAUUUUAGUAUAUCUUUGAAAAAACUAAUAGAUGAAUUACCAGCAGAAGUAUCAUUUUUCAUCGCUGAAGUUUAUCAUAGACCUAUCAUUGGCACAGGUGGAUCAAUUAUUCAAACUAUCAUGAGGAAAAAUAACGUUUUCAUCCAAUUUUCUAAUAGCUAUUCUUUACCACAAGAUAAAUUAUAUUUAGAAAGAUAUGACAAUGUCAUUAUUCGUUGUCCCAACAAAAAUAAAGGCAAUAUCAAAUUUGCCAAAGAGGAACUUUUAAAACUUGUCGAGAACUUUCAGUUCUUACAAAACUCAAGCAAACUAGCUUUGACGAGUAAUAAGUUCAAUAACAUCAUCCUCAAUAAUGGGAAUUUAAUGAAUUUAAUCCAACUGGAGAAAAAAUUCAAUGUCUUCAUCAAGUUUCCAAAAACUUUCCACUCUGACAGAGAAAACAUAAUGCAAAUCAAUGGUAAUGACAAUAAUGUUAUUAAUAUGGUUACAAAUACAAUUUUACAGGACGAGAAGCUUUGGAUAAGGGAGGUGAGUUUGAAGCUCUCCUCAAAUUUCAAAAAAUUUAUUGAAGCGGAUUCAAACUUAAUUCUUUUCUAUAACGAGGUGAUAAAUCCUUUAGAAACGGCAUUUAAUGGCUCCUUUGUUACUUUGGAUAAAUUGCAAUCCAUGAUUACAGUGUCUUAUAUCGAUGAUGAAAUAUUAGACGAGAAGAUAGUCAAAUUAAUUGGGAGCUACUUAAAUAAUAAUGGAAUCACCGUCAGUAGAUAA